GCAGCCAAACCCAAAAUGCCAGGCCACACGCACCUCAAUUCAAUACGCAUUGAUGGGGACAUAUCUCUGGGUGGACUGUUUCCAGUGCAUGCAAGAGGAAAUGAUGGUAAAGCCUGUGGGGAGUUGAAGAAGGAAAAAGGGAUCCAUAGGCUGGAGGCCAUGUUAUUUGCCCUGGAUCGUAUCAAUAAUGACAACGAGCUGCUGCCUAAUAUCACUCUGGGGGCACGCAUCCUGGACACCUGCUCCCGGGACACUCAUGCUCUGGAACAGUCGCUGACAUUUGUUCAGGCACUGAUUGAGAAAGACUCAACUGAUGUCAAGUGUCUCAGCGGAGGGCCGCCCAUCAUCACUAAGCCCGAGAGGGUGGUGGGAGUGAUUGGUGCAUCUGCCAGCUCCGUGUCAAUCAUGGUGGCCAACAUCUUACGUCUCUUCAAGAUCCCUCAGGUGAGCUACGCCUCCACAGCUCCAGAGCUGAGUGAUAACACCCGCUAUGACUUCUUCUCCCGGGUGGUGCCUCCGGACACCUACCAGGCCCAGGCCAUGGUGGACAUCGUCAAAGCCAUGCGCUGGAACUAUGUUUCCACUGUAGCCUCAGAGGGAAACUAUGGCGAGAGUGGAGUGGAUGCAUUUAUUCAAAAGUCUCGAGAGGAUGGUGGCCUGUGCAUAUCACAGUCUGUGAAAAUACCACGUGAACCAAGAACUGGAGAGUUUGACAAGAUCAUUCGCAGGCUGAGUGAGAACCCUAAUGCCCGAGUAGUCAUUAUAUUUGCCAAUGAGGAUGACAUCAGGCGACUUCUUCAAGCAGCUAAGAAGGCCAAUCAAACUGGCCAUUUCAUCUGGGUAGGUUCAGACAGCUGGGGCUCCAAAAUUUCCCCAAUACUGAACCAAGAGGAAAUGGCAGAAGGCGCCGUCACCAUCCUCCCCAAACGACAGUCAAUCAAAGGUUUUGAUCGCUACUUCAUCAGCAGGACACUGGAGAACAACAGAAGGAAUAUCUGGUUUGCAGAGUUCUGGGAGAAUAACUUCCAAUGCAAGCUCAGUCGACACGCAGUGAAGAAAGGAUCUGGCAUCAAGAAGUGCACAAAUCACGAGCGGAUUGGUAAAGAUUCAUCCUACGAGCAGGAGGGGAAGGUCCAGUUUGUGAUUGAUGCCAUUUAUGCCAUGGCUCAUGCUCUACAUAACAUGCACAAAGAUCUCUGUCCUGGAAAAGUCGGCCUCUGCUCCAACAUGGAAACCAUCAAUGGCACACUGCUGCUUAAGUACAUUCGCAAUGUCAACUUCACAGGAAUCGCUGGCACCCCGGUGGUCUUCAACGUGAAUGGAGAUGCUCCCGGUCGCUAUGAAAUCUACCAAUACCAGAUAUCAAAUAGCACCACAGAAUAUAAGAUCAUUGGCCACUGGACAGAUCAGCUGCAUUUGGACAUCAAUGAGAUGCAGUGGCCUGGUGGAACACAAGAAGUCCCGUCCUCUAUAUGCAGCCAACCCUGCCGUCCUGGGCAGCGCAAGAAGACGGUGAAGGGAAUUCCAUGUUGUUGGCACUGCGAGAACUGUGAUGGUUAUCAGUAUCAGGCGGACACUCACACCUGCAAGAUGUGUCGCUUUGAUCUGCGGCCCAACGAGAACCACACGGGCUGUGUUCCCAUUCCCAUUGUCAAGCUGGAGUGGAGCUCCCCGUGGGCGGUCAUCCCCGUCCUUAUCGCUGUCCUGGGUAUCAUGGCUACUCUGUUUGUGGUCGUCACCUUCGUACGCUACAAUGAUACACCCAUUGUUAAGGCAUCAGGUCGAGAGCUGAGCUACGUGCUGCUGACCGGUAUCUUUCUGUGCUACGCUACCACAUUCCUCAUGAUCUCUACUCCUGAUGUGGUCAUAUGCUCACUGCGAAGGAUUUUCCUAGGCCUGGGUAUGAGCAUAAGCUAUGCAGCUCUGCUUACCAAGACCAAUCGGAUCUACAGAAUUUUUGAGCAGGGAAAGGUGUCGGUUAGUGCCCCUCGAUUAAUCUCCCCAGCCUCCCAGUUAGUAAUCACUUUCAGCCUGAUAUCAGUGCAGCUCCUCGGGGUGUGUAUCUGGUUUGGUGUCGACCCGUCGCAGGCCAUCAUCGACUACGAGGACCAGCGCACGGCCAAUCCUGUCAAGGCCCGUGGCGUUCUGAAAUGUGAUAUAUCAGAUCUGUCCCUCAUCUGUCUGCUGGGUUACAGCAUGCUGCUGAUGGUCACCUGCACAGUUUAUGCCAUCAAGACCAGAGGGGUUCCCGAAACAUUCAACGAGGCCAAACCUAUCGGCUUCACCAUGUACACCACUUGCAUUGUAUGGCUCGCAUUCAUCCCCAUCUUCUUUGGGACCUCACAAUCAGCAGAAAAGAUGUAUAUCCAGACCACAACCCUGACCAUCUCCGUAAGCCUUAGUGCAUCUGUGUCUCUGGGAAUGCUCUACAUGCCCAAGGUAUACGUGGUUCUCUUCCAUCCAGAGCAGAACGUACCCAAGCGCAAGCGCAGCCUAAAGGCUGUGGUCACUGCAGCUACCAUGUCCAACAAGUUCAACCCCAAAGGUGGCUUGAGGCCCAACGGAGAGGCAAAGUCUGAACUCUGUGAAAGUCUUGAAACACAAGUGUUGGCCUCCAAGCAGACAUACAUAAGCUACAGUAACCAUGCCAUCUAA
Molecule: messenger RNA, 2655 nt
Organism: Scomber japonicus (chub mackerel)
Lineage: Eukaryota; Metazoa; Chordata; Actinopteri; Scombriformes; Scombridae
Product: metabotropic glutamate receptor 4-like
Exons: 10
Coding region: 16-2655 (879 amino acids)
Biological process (GO): G protein-coupled glutamate receptor signaling pathway; regulation of synaptic transmission, glutamatergic
Cellular component (GO): membrane
Molecular function (GO): adenylate cyclase inhibiting G protein-coupled glutamate receptor activity
Source: RefSeq, a predicted model, not a curated record